AUGUCGAAUGAAGGAAUCGAAUAUUCGGAAGUACAUAGAGUUUUGCUUACUUACAUAAUAUCCGUUCGAUAUAUCAGCCAUAAUGAAUUAGACCAGAAAUUUGGUACGAUUGUACAGAAGCUUAAUCCGGACCUAUUAAAUGAUAAGACAUUGGAAGAUGUUUUACAAGAGCAUAUAACAUCAAUAAAUAGUAAAGUUAGCUCGCAUGGACUUAAAAUUGACAAGAUCAGACAUCAGGUAUCGGGGCAGCUAUAUUAUGUGAUAAUUAAUACUGUAUCUAAUGAAGUGGUUAAAGGAAAUACAAAUUAUUCCGUAAACGAACUUGAUACAAUCAAACAAAUAGUAGAUGAACUAGUUGAGUCAAGUGGUAUAGAAUUUUCCAUUGGAGUUGUGAAUGCGACGCAAAAGGUUGCUGGUAGUUUAAACAAGACUAUGAAGGAAGCCGGGUCAGUGAUUACCAAAUUUAUUGAUGACGGAUGGUUUAGCCUUACAUUUAAAGAUCGAUUAAUAUUGUCUAUACGAUCACUAAGUGAAUUAAAACGAUACUUGAUAGAUAGAUAUGGAAUAAGUAAUUCAGAAUCUAAUGGCAAGAUAUUUAGUUGCCACCAAUGCAAUGAAAUUAAUACUUUGGGAAUUGGCUGCCCUGUGGUUGAUUGUCAAAUAAACUUUCAUUACAAGUGCUUAGAUAUUUAUAUGAGGAAUGAAUCUAAUAAGGGAAGAUGUCCCAACUACUCUAAUUGUUCGUACAAUUGGCCAGGAAAUGAAUUAUCAAAUAUGGAUCCGACAAGGAUCGGGGUUGAUCCAAAUUCGUUGUAUAAUUAA
Molecule: messenger RNA, 822 nt
Organism: Debaryomyces hansenii CBS767
Lineage: Eukaryota; Fungi; Ascomycota; Pichiomycetes; Serinales; Debaryomycetaceae
Exons: 1
Coding region: 1-822 (273 amino acids)
Biological process (GO): DNA damage tolerance; double-strand break repair via homologous recombination
Cellular component (GO): nucleus; Smc5-Smc6 complex
Molecular function (GO): ubiquitin-protein transferase activity
Source: RefSeq, a predicted model, not a curated record